Halichondria panicea is the source of this 1570-nucleotide messenger RNA. RefSeq lists its product as uncharacterized. The record is from RefSeq and is a predicted model, not a curated record. NCBI's taxonomy places the organism in Eukaryota, Metazoa, Porifera, Demospongiae, Suberitida, Halichondriidae. The transcript is spliced from 4 exons. The coding region runs from base 672 to 1463 and encodes 263 amino acids.
CAUAAAGGAAGUAAACAAGGAGGUUGUGUAAACAUUCUCACUGUCAAGAAUAAUUCGAGAUGACACUAAUAGAGAUAAUAAAGCUCAUAGUUUUUUUGAUUUGCUUUCUGGCUGGCUUCAGCACACUGGUAAGACUGACUAUUCAAUUAUAGAUUUCCUUACAUUGCUGCAUGUUUCAUAAAGCCCAGUGAGUGUGGAGAGACCAUGUCCAAUGGAAACAGUCACUUUCACCUGCACCGCUGCUGGAGAUUCCUUAAGAUGGGAACCGUCAGAUGUUACUCGUCUUCUUGUCCGCUCUGAUCUCAAUGUACCAAUGACGUUAUUUGGCUACACUGUGACACUGAUUGCAGCCAAUGACACUACAUUAACAUCUAUUCUGUCAAGAACAGCAGAAAAUGGGAUCACUGUGUCGUGUGUAGAUCCUGAGCCUACUGCGACCCUGAUAGGAUCUUCAAUAAUCCGUUUAGCUAAUCCACCAGGACCACCUUCCAUAAUAAGACACUCCACUUUAAACACCUCAGCCAAUGAAGUCAGUGUAUCUGUACAGUGGAACCCUCCUAUUGAGAAUGGUAGUAGAGAUGACCUCACCUACACAGUGACCAUAUCACCUCUGGCCCAGCUCUCUACUACUGUCCUCACAUCCACCUCUGUCACGGUGACUUCUCAAUACAAUGUCGACUACAUUGUCAGUGUUGUGGCUACCAACUGUGCCGGGAGCAGUACAACAGCUGAGCACAACUUUAGGAUUGGUAAGUAUUAUUGUUUUGUACACACAGUUUCAACUGAUCCUCUCAAGCAGCUGUCCUGCAUUGACCAACCCCGUGAAUGGAGCCUUUGAACCAGUCGCCAGCAGAUUACCAGGAUCCACAGUAACCAUCCAGUGUGGCGAUGGGUAUGUGUCUGCUGUUACAAUGGUGACAUGUGAGGGUAUACUGAUGUGGAGUCCAGACCCUGAGGCUAUUGAGUGUACAUUACUAACCACACCUACUCCUACAACUACUCCUUCAAUAAACUGCACAGCUUCCCUAUCCUCACCAAGGAAUGGCACCAUCAGUGAUCAUUCAGUACCAGCUAUUCCCGGUACACAAGUGACCUUCCAGUGCGACGAUGAACUGUUCCCUGAGGGAAUAAUGACUGCUACCUGUCUAGCUACAGGAAAGUGGGACGAGGAGAUCGUCUGCAGAGCUGCUCCUUGUAAUUGUGCCAGCCUAUCUGAUGGGAGUCGAUUUGAUGCAGCUGUCUCCAUCAGCGUGGUUGUCACGACAGUUGUGUUCACAAUUAUUGGAUUGUUGAUAGGACUCUUGAUCAUGUAUUUGCUCAUGAAGGCAGUGUACUCCCCAGCAGCUAAAGAGCAAGCUAAUGUAGGACCCACUAUACCAGCUGGUCCUGUUUAUGAGGAGGUGUCACCCAAAGAGGAGAUUGAACUGAAUACUAACCAGGCGUAUGGACCAGUAGGACUGUGAAACUUCUGUUAAUGUGCAUGCUUGUGAACGAUUUUAACAACUGUAAACAGCAACAUCUGUUCAUUAAAAGCCAUUACAUCUUUUGUACUAAAAAAGAAGCCAUAUUG